UGGUCCAAAGUGAGUUAGCUGUGUAUGUCUGAACAAGUUCCCACUGACUUUUUCAUCGUGUCAGAGGAGUUAGUACGAGGGCAACGGGAAGUAUUCUCAAUCUACUUCAAGUUGUGCAUGUAGAGGAUUUACAUUCUGGACCUCCCCUGUGAGAAGAAGUGACUGUGCACAUAUCUGUACACUUGUUGCAUGUGGAUGUUUACUGUGAUGUGUGGAGUAUCUGCCGGUCUGUUGGAAAGUUGAGCUGUACAGUUAACAGUUAUUGUGGCAGCAUGUUGAGGUGUCUGCUCCAGAGAGCGACUCACCUGAAGAAUGUGGAGAAAGGGGAGCGGCAAAGUGACCCGUUAGCCAGCAUCACAUUUAGAGGGUCUAAGAAGAAGACCAAAGUUGUUAAAAACAAUGUCAACCCUGUGUGGAAUGAGGGUUUUGAAUGGGACCUAAAAGGAGUGCCCUUAGACUCAGCAGCAGAGCUGCAUGUGGUUGUGAAGGACCAUGAAAAAAUGGGAAGGAACAGGUUUCUGGGGGAAUGUCGGGUUUCUUUAAGAGAUGUACUCAACUCCCCAAACCUAGCAGCUACCUUCACUGUAUCCUUAGUGGACACCAAGAGGAACAACACUGGGGCCACAGUGACUCUGCAGGUUUCCUACAUCCCUCCCCCAGGCAUGGCUCCCAUCUUUCAGCCCCCACCACAGCCAGAGACGCCGCACAAUACUGCAGAGCUGGACACUGUCACAGUGUUCUCAUUGGACACUAUGGGAGAUGAGGACACAGAGAGUAUGCUCAUGGUGGAGGUGGCAGAGGAGCCUGAACCUGUUCCAGGACCACAAGGCCAGGAGAUCGGGGCUCCUCAUACACCACCAAAAAAAGUUCCUCCAGCAUUUACACAUGGCAUUAAGAAGAAGAAACAGCAAAGCAACAAAGCCCCACUUUCCAACAAACCCCAGGACCUCCAGGUACGGGUGCGAAUCAUCGAGGGAAGGCAACUGCCUGGCAUCAAUAUUAAACCUGUUGUCAAAGUAACUGUGGGAGGCCAGACAAAGAGAACACGCAUCAAGAAAGGCAACAAUCCAUUCUUUGAUGAGACUUUCUUCCUGAACUUCUUCGAGACACCAACAGAUCUCUUUGAUGAGCCUAUAUUUAUAACAGUAUUUGACUCCAAGUCUCUUCGUACAGACUCUGUCAUUGGAGAAUUUAAGCUGGAUGUUGGCAUGGUGUAUAACGAACACAGACAUGCUAUUCUCAGGAAGUGGCUGUUGCUGGCUGAUCCCGAUGAUUUUUGUGCUGGGGCAAGAGGGUAUCUGAAGGUCAGCCUUAUAGUCCUGGCUGCAGGUGAUGAGCCACCGACUGAAAAAGAGGGUGUUCAGGAAAGAGAGGACAUUGAGGCGAACCUGCUGAGACCAGCAGGGCUCACACUCAGAGGAGCCACCUUCACUCUUAAAGUCUACAGAGCAGAGGAUUUGCCUCAGAUGGAUGAUGCAUUUAUGGAUGGCAUGAAGCAAUUUCUGGGUUUUGAGUCAAACCGAAAAAACCUGGUGGAUCCAUUUGUGGAAGUCAACUUUGCUGGCAAAACGAUGUGCAGUAAGAUAUUGGAGAAGAACGCCAACCCACAGUGGAACCAAAGUCUUGUGCUCCCUAUCAGAUUUCCGUCUAUGUGUGAGAAGAUGAGGAUACGCAUUUUAGAUUGGGAUCGAGCAAGCCACAAUGAUGUCAUUGGCACCACACACCUGAGUAUAUCAAAGAUAUCUGCUCCAGGCGGGGAAAUAGAAGAUGACUUGCCCCCCAGGACCCUCCAAAGUGCCAUUGAUGACAGCCUGGGCUUCCUGCCAACCUUUGGCCCCUGUUAUGUGAAUAUGUAUGGAAGUCUUAGAGAGUUCACUGCCUUCUCUGACCCCCACGAGGCUCUUAACCUUGGCAAGGGUGAAGGUGUAGCGUAUCGUGGCCGUGUGCUCUUGGAGCUCACCACUAAGCUGUGUGAACGAGCGGAACAAAAAAUGGAAGACAUUUACCCUGACGACCUUCUGGUGGUAGAGAAAUUCAUGCGGAAGAGAAAGUACUCUCUGUUUGCUGCUUUUUACUCGGCCACCCUUCUUCAGGACGUGGAUGACGCCAUCCAGUUUGAGGUCAGCAUCGGCAACUAUGGCAACAAGUUUGACUACACCUGCCUGCCUCUGGCCUCCACAACGCAAUACAGCCGAGCUGUGUUUGAUGGCUGUCACUACUACUACCUGCCCUGGGGGAAUGUGAAGCCUGUGGUGGUGCUGUCGUCAGAGUGGGAGGACAUCAAGCCCCGUAUAGAGGCCCUUAACAUGCUGCUGAUCAUCACAGAGCGUCUGGAAUCAAACCUGAAUCUUGUGCAGUUGGAGCUUCAAGCAGGCGGUGACCAGGACAGACUGGAGGAGAGGGUGGUUAAACUACUGGAUGAGCUCAUCUCUGACUGCAGUGAGGAGCUGCCUGAGCUGGACGGAUGGCCAUGCGUGACCCCUCUGGAUAAAGCUCUGCGGCGUUUGCGUAAGGUGAACCUGCAGCAGAUUGAGCAGGCCGCUCUGGCGCUAAAACACGGCCAGGAGACGGAGCUGAGCACAGUGCUGGAGCAGGCUGAGGACUGGGCCAUGAGACUGCGCUCACUCACUGAGGAGCCCCAGAACAGUCUGCCAGACAUAGUGAUCUGGAUGCUUCAGGGGGACAAAAGAGUGGCGUACCACAGAAUCCCAGCCCACGAGGUGCUCUUCUCUCAGGGUUACUGCGGCAAACACUGUGGUCAGCUGCAAACUGUCUUCAUGAAGUACCCUCAGGGUGGUAGCGAGGACUGUAAGAUCCCAGCACAGGUCAGAGUGAAGGUGUGGUUUGGUUUGGCUGCUGACGUCAAGCACUUCAACCAGUUUUCAGAGGGGAAACUGUCUGUGUUUGCAGAGACAUAUGAGAACCAGACUAAAUUAGCUCUGGUGGGAAACUGGGGCACAACAGGGCUCACUUACCCCAAAUUCAGUGACAUCACCGGGAAGGUGAAGCUGCCCAAGGAGAGUUUUAAACCCUCGCCAGGCUGGGCAUGGGCUGGAGAUUGGUACAUCAGCCCAGAGAAAACCUUGCUAUAUGAUGUGGACGCAGGACACAUGACUUUUAUGGAGGAAGUGUUUGAGAAUCAGAUGCGGCUGCCGGGAGGACAAUGGAUUGGCAUGCCAGAAGGUUACACAGAUGUGAAUGGAGAGAAAGCGGUGCCUAAAGACGAUAUUGAGUGUCCUCCAGGCUGGAUGUGGGAAGACGAGGAAUGGAGUAAAGAUCUAAAACGGGCUGUAGAUGAUCAGGGGUGGGAGUAUGGCAUUACCAUCCCUCCUGACCGUCGGCCUAAGUCUUGGGUUCCAGCUGAGAAAAUGUACCACACCAAUCGCCGGCGUCGCUGGAUCCGCCUUCGCCGCCGAGACCUGCAGAAAAUGGAAGCACUGAGAAAGCAGCGUCCAGAUGAGUCGGAGCGGGAGGGUUGGGAAUAUGCCUCUCUCUUUGGCUGGAAGUUCCACCUUAAGCAAAGGAAGACGGAUUCGUUCCGCCGUCGCCGCUGGCGUUGCCGCAUGGAGCCUCUGGAGAAGACUGGUCCGGCAGCCAUCUUUGCCCUGGAGUGCUCACUGGGCAAUGUGACUGAUGACAAAAAUGAUGACAAGUCUGUCACAACAACCUUUGGUGUCAAUCGUCCCACCAUCUCAUGCUUCUUUGAUAGUGGAACACGCUACCAUCUGCGCUGCUAUCUGUAUCAGGCUAGAGACCUGCUGGCUAUGGAUAAAGACAGUUUCUCAGAUCCCUAUGCCAUUGUGUCAUUCCUGCACCAGAGCCAGAUGACAGUGACCAUAAGGAACACGCUUAACCCCACCUGGGAUCAGACUCUUAUCUUCUAUGAGGUGGAGAUAUUCGGAGAUCCCAAAGUGACAGAGAAGAACCCGCCAAACAUUGUAGUGGAGGUCUACGAUCAAGACACUUAUGGAGCAGAUGAGUUUAUGGGACGCAGUAUAUGCCAGCCCUCUGUGGUCUCCUCUCCUCGUCUGGCGUGGUAUCCUAUCCUGAAAGGUGGCAAAGCUGCUGGUGAACUACUUGCCGCAUUUGAACUGAUCCGCAGAGAUAAGCCUGCAAUUCAUCACAUCCCUGGUCAAGAGGGUGACCUUGUCUCCCAUUCUCAUAUUAUGGAUGAGCUUGUAUUUCCAGCGGCCUUCUCUGAGAGUUUGCAGCAAUGGCCAGAAGACUCAGAUUUACCGUACCCGCCUCCACAGAGACAGCCAAAUGUCUUCAUGGUGCCACACGGCAUCAAACCUGUUCUAGAGCGCACUGCUAUUGAGAUCCUGGCAUGGGGGGUGCGUAACCUGAAGAGCUUCCAGCUGGCCAGUGUGACAUCCCCCAGCUUGCAGGUCGGAUGUGGAGGUUGUAUGGUGCAGUCCUGUGUCAUCCGCAACACUAAGAAGAAUCCCAACUUUGACGUCAACACACUCUUCAUUGAUGUGCGGCUGCCCAGGGAGGAACUCUACAUGCCUCCACUGGUGAUCAAGGUGAUUGACAACCGGCAGUUUGGCAGGAAGCCAGUGGUGGGCCAAUGCACCAUCCGCUCUCUGGAGGAGUACCGCUGCCACCCUGAGAACCAGGACGAAGAGCCCACAGAAGAGGAGCUGGAAACAAUUCCUCACACACCAAGAGAUGACGUACUGAUUGACAUUGAUGACAAGGAACCUCUCAUUCCUGGACAGCUGGCAGAUGGCACCAGUUCUGCUAUUAUUAACAUUUCGCCUUCUCGCUCCAGCCUCCAUAUGAUCCACUGGGAGGAUGAGUUUAUGGAUUGGUGGAGUAAGUUCUAUGCCUCGACAGGAGAGAGGAAAAAAUGUGGGAGCUAUCUGGAGAAAGGCUUAGACACUCUACAGGUGUACGACACUGAACUGGAAAAAGUUGACGGCUUUGAGCAGCUGGCAGAUUUCUGUCAGACGUUCAAGCUUUACCGUGGACGCACUCAGGAGAGUGAGAGUGAUGAUCCCUCCAUUGUUGGAGAGUUCAAGGGCAUGUUUAAGAUCUACCCAUUACCAGAAGACUCAUCAGCUCCUUCACCCCCGCGGCAGUUCUGUCUCCUUCCUCCUAAUGGCAUAGAGGAGUGUUUAGUUCGGGUGUAUAUUAUUCAGGCUUAUGGCUUGCAGCCCAAAGACACCAAUGGCAAGUGCGACCCAUACAUCAAGAUCACAUUAGGGAAGAAAUCAGUAAACGAUCAUGACAACUAUAUACCCUGCACCUUGGACCCAGUUUUUGGAAAGAUGUAUGAACUGACAUGCUCCCUGCCCCUGGAGAAAGACCUAAGGAUCAUGCUGUAUGACUAUGACAUGCUGUCUAAAGAUGAAAAGAUUGGUGAGACCGUCAUUGACCUGGAGAACCGCUUCCUGUCACGUUACAGUGCCCGCUGUGGCCUUCCCCAGUCCUACUGUGUGUCUGGAGUGAACCAGUGGCGAGAUCAGCUGAAACCCACGCAGCUGCUCCAUCGUCUCUGUCAGAGGAGAAACUACAAACUGCCUGUCUAUAAGCACGACAGAGUGAUUUUUAGAGGCCAUGAGCACACCACUGCAGACCUUGAUGAGGCAAAGCCAGAAAACCCUCACCUCGGGCCACUGGAGGAGCGGCUGGCUCUGCUGGUGCUGAGGAGACAAGGCCUUGUGGCUGAACACGUGGAAACCAGGCCUCUAUACAGCCCCCUGCAGCCAGACAUAGAACAGGGACGGUUACAGCUUUGGGUGGAUCUUUUCCCUAAAUCUCUGGGCCCCCCAGGACCGCCUUUCAACAUUACUCCACGCAAAGCGAAGAAGUUCUUUCUACGCUGCAUCAUAUGGAACACGAGUGAUGUGAUACUCGAUGAUGUCAGUGUUACAGGCGAGAGGAUGAGUGACAUUUAUGUGAAAGGAUGGAUGCAUGGACAUGAAGGGAACAAGCAGAAGACGGACGUGCAUUAUCGCUCGCUGGGUGGCGAGGGUAACUUUAACUGGAGGUUCCUCUUUCCCUUCCAUUAUUUACCUGCUGAACAGCUCUGUACUGUUGACAAAAAGGAGCACUUCUGGAGUUUAGAUAAGGCUGAAACGAAGGUUCCUCCUAAACUCACCGUUCAGAUUUGGGACAAUGACAAGUUCUCCUUUGACGAUUACCUUGGUUGUUUAGAAAUGGAUCUGAACCACAUGCUGAAGCCAGCGAAGUCUCCUGAGAAAUGUGGUCUGGAGCUGCUCUCUCAGCCCCAGGACAAGCUGGUGUCUCUGUUUGAACAAAAGACAGUCAAAGGCUGGUGGCCUUGUGUGUGUGACAGACAGGGAGAGAAGAUCUUAGCCGGUAAGGUUGAGAUGACACUGGAGAUUGUGUCGGAGCAGGAACAGGAAGAGAGGCCUGCAGGUCUGGGGAGAGAAGAGCCCAACAUGAACCCUCGUCUGGAGGAGCCACAGCGUCCUGAAACCUCCUUCCUGUGGUUCUCCUCUCCUUAUAAAACCCUAAAGUUCAUAGUGUGGAGAAGAUUUAAAUGGUUCAUUCUGGGACUGAUCAUUCUCUUCUUCAUCCUGCUCUUCCUGGGAGUCUUUCUCUACUCCUUCCCUAACUAUGCUGCUAUGAAGAUGGUGGGCCCCUUCAGUGGAAUAGGAAAUGGCAAACAAUAAGCAGGGGAAUUUGAGAAGACUCUGAAAGAAGGAUGGGGCUCAACACCCAUCCUAGUAUCUUCUACUGUUAUGCCAAAUACAUCUCAGUAUUCAAACUGCUCCAUCUCUGUUACUGGGUUCCUGUGGGAUAAUCAAGUCAUAUCACCUGGGCCAUUGUGUAUGUGCACACAGAAAUCCAUGCUGCUCCUACUGAUAUCUGCCUUUAACUUGAAUAGAGAACAAGCUUCAUGAGGAUUUAAGUGUAAACUGAUGUUACACAGAGAUAAGCGUGUAAAAUGAUGUGUGUAUGUGCCUCUGAUCAAGCCAUCUAUGCAUGUAGAAAUGCCCUGUGACUUGCAUGUGAAGUCUGAGCUUUUUGGCCCUGUUUGUGACCUAAUACUGACCUCUUUUCUUCCUCUGAAUUCUGUUUGACUCCCCAUGUAUACUUUUAUCUCUCUCCCUGAUUUAAACACUUCUUCAUGCUGUCUGUAAAACUCUGGCCUUUUCACAGCUAGCCAUGGCUUUCUUCUGCCUUAACAUAGAGAAAAAGAGACAGAAUUGCCUUUCACCUCCUCCUGUGCCUUCAUCCCUCACCACCCGCCCCUUUUGCUUUCAGCAUGCACUGAUGCUUUAGGUUAAAGCCUGGAUUUGUCCUGUGAACUUGUAAGGUCUGAGGCAACCUGCUUGUUAGCCGAGCUCCAGCUGUCAGCAGCCCUAUGUUUGUCUGAUAACUAUCAAAGCCUCCACAGAAAUCCCUCACCAAAUGGACCUGGUGUCAGAUAUGAGCUAGUUAUAUGUGUGUUUGUCUAUAUAUGUGUAUGGAGACUGGCUGUGUGAAAUACAGAGAGAGUGAGAGUUUGAGAGCGUGUGUAAUGUGGCUUUAACUGUUAAAUAGCAAAAUAAUGUGGUGGCUGUGAUUGACUGUGUAUAUGAAUGAGUUUAGAAUCACAUGUGUGCAUCUGGUAAGGUCAGGACAACUUUAAAGGACUCAUAAAAAGGCAAUCAGCAUGAUAAAACAUACUGACAGAAGUAGGUUAUGUGCUAUGUUCCCUACUGUGUUGAGUGAAACACAAGCUCAGGGGUCAAAGCAUGGCCACCAGAAGGGUCAAUCAGAUCAUAGUGCAGGGCUCUGCAGUGCUGCACCUAUUACAUAAGACUGACUUCUGUGUGCUUAUAGGGCUUAGCAGUGUGUUUAUCCUACAGCUAGAGCUACACACUGUCAUUCUGAACAGGAAGGUUCAAGAGAACCUGGCUAAUCCCAGUGAUUUUUCACUGAUUUCCUGGAGCGUGCACAUGUUGGCCCAAAAAGAGGGCCCAAAAAGGUAGAAAAAGCCCUUGGUCUUUAAUUUGGUCUAAGACUGCUUUAAAAAUUAUGACGUAAGAAAAGGGACUUGAGGAAGAAUAUCAACAAGUAAAAAAUUAUAAUGGUUUUUUUGUUUGGUUUCUCCUCUGUGCACUGUAGUCAAACUGAGUAAAUCUAUUAUAUAUUUGUACUAAAGCUGUACAAUCUGAGUCCCAAAAUACUUGAAAUGGCUCAUUUUGCAGGACAAUUGUUGAUAUACAUAGUCCUGGGCCUAUUCAGCCAAAGUAAUUGAGGGUUACAAUUCACCCAAAGAAUGCCUAGCUAUUAUGUCAAUGUUAUGCCUUGUUAAAGUUAUACAACAUGACAAUCCUGCCUGUUAUUUUUUUCUGUGAAUACAACACUGCUGUUACUCUGAAUACAACAUGCUGUACUAUCUCUAGUGCAGAUAAAUUCACUGUGCCUAAAAUUGUAUGUGCAUCCAUUUUCAGACAAUGUAUGGUUACAACAUAGUGAUAUUCCAGUAACAAAAUAUAUGCCCUCAAUUAAAGUAUUGUCUUUUGUUGCAUCAAGACCUACAUUAAAUCUUCUUUAAAAAUGG
Molecule: messenger RNA, 8524 nt
Organism: Pangasianodon hypophthalmus (striped catfish)
Lineage: Eukaryota; Metazoa; Chordata; Actinopteri; Siluriformes; Pangasiidae
Gene: dysf
Product: dysferlin, limb girdle muscular dystrophy 2B (autosomal recessive)
Exons: 58
Coding region: 273-6644 (2123 amino acids)
Biological process (GO): negative regulation of phagocytosis; T-tubule organization; macrophage activation involved in immune response
Cellular component (GO): cytoplasmic vesicle; T-tubule; membrane
Molecular function (GO): calcium ion binding; calcium-dependent phospholipid binding
Source: RefSeq, a predicted model, not a curated record